CCUCCCACCACCAAAAUGCUCCCCUCUCUCGCCCUCCGCACCCUGCGGAGCCUCGUCUCCCAACCAACAACAAGAACGGCCACCGCCAAACUGACGGCAUCCCUCCCAAGAAAGACCCUCCUCACCCCGUUCCAACCCACCCUCCGCACGCCGUCCGCCCUCGCCGCCCUCUCGUCUUCCCGACAAUUCUCCACCUCCCCCCUCCUCCAAACAACAUACAACCAAGUCCGCCGCGGCUGCCGCACAUCGCAGAAGGCGCGCCGCGCGCGCUCGCCCGCCCUCAAGCUGCGGCCCCAGAUGAAGGGCGUGUGUUUGAAGACGGGCGUUACGAAGCCCAAGAAGCCUAAUUCGGGUGAGAGGAAGACGGCGAGGGUGCGGUUGAGUAGUGGGAAGGUUGUCACUUGUUAUAUUCCUGGGCAAGGCCAUAAUGUCCAGCAGCAUAGUGUUGUCAUGGUUCGUGGCGGUCGUGCGCAGGAUUGUCCUGGUGUGAAGUAUACUUUGGUGAGAGGUGCUUUGGAUCUGGGUGGUGUUUCCAACCGUCUGACAAGCCGCUCCAAGUACGGUACCAAGAAGCCCAAGAAGGAGUAACCGUAACUGCAACACUCUGGGCAGAUAGAUGCGUUAGGAUGCGACGGUGUUUUUGUAUCAUUUUUUUU
Messenger RNA from Aspergillus candidus, 656 nucleotides. RefSeq names its product mitochondrial 37S ribosomal protein uS12m. The record is from RefSeq and is a predicted model, not a curated record. Gene Ontology annotation, biological process: translation. The transcript is spliced from 3 exons. Gene Ontology annotation, molecular function: structural constituent of ribosome. Gene Ontology annotation, cellular component: ribosome; small ribosomal subunit. The coding region runs from base 16 to 588 and encodes 190 amino acids. Lineage: Eukaryota; Fungi; Ascomycota; Eurotiomycetes; Eurotiales; Aspergillaceae.